Micropterus dolomieu (smallmouth bass) is the source of this 2236-nucleotide messenger RNA. RefSeq lists its product as uncharacterized. The record is from RefSeq and is a predicted model, not a curated record. Lineage: Eukaryota; Metazoa; Chordata; Actinopteri; Centrarchiformes; Centrarchidae. Bases 95 to 1126 code for a protein of 343 amino acids. The transcript is spliced from 7 exons. Gene Ontology annotation, molecular function: oxidoreductase activity.
GUUUUGUAACUGUUCGUGUUGUUGUGACCUGUCGCUUGGUGCGCUGGUAACUUUUUCGGGGACGUAUUGCUUCUUACCCGGCACUAGCAGCAGGAUGUCCCCGGUACCCAAAGUGAGACUGUCCGGAGGUCUGGAGAUCUGCCGGGUUCUGAAUGGGAUGUGGCAGGUGUCCGGGGCGCACGGGGCAGUGGAUAAAGCCAGAGCAGUUGAGGCCAUGCAGGCCUACGUAGAUGCUGGUCUGACCACAUUUGACAUGGCAGACAUUUAUGGGCCUGCAGAGGAAAUAUUUGGACAGUUCAACAACCAGCUGAAGUGCAAAUCCUCUGCGAACGACAUCCCAGCCCUGCAGAGUCUGACCAAAUACGUGCCAAGGCCAGGACCAAUGGACCGCAAGGUGGUGGAGAAGGCGCUCCAACGCUCCAUGACCCGUAUGCAGGUGGACACUCUGGACUGUGUUCAGUUCCACUGGUGGGACUAUAGAGACAUGAGAUACCUGGAUGCACUGGGACACCUGUCCGACCUGCAGCAGGAGGGACUUAUACGGGAGCUUGCCCUUACUAACUUUGACACACAGAGGCUGGAGGAGAUCACCAACAGAGGCAUCCGCAUCUCAAGCAACCAGGUGCAGUACUCUGUGAUUGACCAGCGACCUGCAGCAAAGAUGGCGCAGUUCUGUCUGGCUAGUAACAUUCAGCUCCUCACUUAUGGCACUCUGGCUGGAGGUCUACUCUCAGAGCGUUAUCUGGGGAAGGCAGAGCCUAAUUCCAGGGCGGAGCUCUACACCGCCUCCCUCUCUAAGUACAAGAACAUGAUCGACAGUUGGGGUGGCUGGAGCCUUUUCCAGGACCUCCUUGUCACUUUGGAGACUGUUGCCAAGAGACACGACUGCUCAGUGGCCAGCGUGGCAACGCGUUAUGUGCUGGAUUGCCCAGCGGUGGGCGGGGUCAUUGUGGGCUGUCGGCUAGGCGUCACAGGGGCAGGGCAACACAUCAGUGACAGUCUGCGUAGCUGCGACCCUGACCUGAAGCUGACGGCAGAAGAUCUCACCGCCAUUGACGCAGUGACGCGCCGUUCCAGGGACCUAAUGGCGCUCAUUGGGGAUUGUGGGGAUGAGUACAGAAGCUAAGGGGUGAUGGGGGGUUGGAAAGAGGAGAAGCCUCUCACACAGGACAGCCCCAAAGUUUUCUUAUGAAAAUCAUUUCAAUUCUGUUUUGAAACUUUCUGCCACUUCUGCUGACUUUCAGCCAUAUUGGUUUCUGCACACAUGGGCUGAAGCUACUUUUAUUUUUUGAUAAAUAUUAAAAAGAUCAUUCAGAAUUGAAAGUUUUAUCUUACCAGCUCCUUUUUUACAACUUAAAACGGAAGAUUAUGUGCCUCAUUCGAGAUCUAGUUAUCUUACCCAGUGAAUAUUUGAUGCUGUUAAUAGAUUAAACGCUCUUCUCCUGCAGCGCAUGCUCACACUGCUGAAGUGGUUUUAAUGUUGGACAGAUGCGUCUCAUUCAGGCGUAAACACAGUUUCACAAACACACAGUUUAAGUGUCUUAGUUACAGAAUUAAGAGAAAGUUCAGUUGUUCAGUGUCUCUCCUCAGACUAAACAUAUCGUGUACAUAAGAUAUGGUGUAAGCUUGGGGCCGGACGAUAUGGCCAAGAGUGUUAUCACAAUAAAAAGUUUAAUAUCUUUCGAUAUCAGUAAUUAUCACAAUAAAUCAUUAUUUCUUUAGAGUUUAAAGGCUGAUUUUUACUCCUGAGUGACAGUUGAAGAAACCUGAUGGUUAAUUGUGGUUUAAAUUCUUCUUUAUGGUCAACACUUGAUGCCAAACAAUGGAUCACUUCACAAAUCUUAGGUGGAAUAUUCAAAACAGUUAUGAUAAAUCAACAAAGUCAACAAUUUUGCAUGAGUAAAAUUAAGUAAAAGCUUUUUUCAGUCCCUUUUCCUCAACAAAAUAAACAUCUUAAUAAAAAAAUUAAGUCCUAAUUCGUGUAUGAUUUAAGUGAAUCUAAUCAGACAUUUAUUUAAUAAUUAAUGAACAUUUGUUAUAUUUUUUUUGAAAAAAAUUAUAUUGCUAUAAUUUUUGUUAUUGUUUUAUUGUCCAGCCCUAUGUAAGCUUAAUGGAAUUUUUUCAAUUUAUUGUUCAGGUCAACUUAAAUGACUGUUGUAAAAGGUAAAUAAAAGUUGUGUCAUCAUUUUUGCUGUUUUCCUAGCUCUUAAUCAUUAAAGGAUCAUGUUUCACUAAG